AUGCAUCCUUUUUUGCGCCCAAUACACACCUACACUCCCUUACCUCCUAAUUCUCACUUCAUCGUGAAGAAACAUCUGCAUGACAAAAAGAAGACACACAUUGGAAAAAAACCACUACGACAUAUACAACAUAGAAAGGGAGAAGCAAAUGAAAAACCUAAAUGGAAGAAAGAAGGAAGAAAAGUGAAAAGCACAAACGGACAGAAUAUAAUAUUGCCUUUCCCUCGAUUCAUUAUUCCUUCGUUUCCUCCCUCUCUCUUCUUCAUUCCUGAUCCUAUCUUAUUUCCCCGUCCUCUUCUUUCUACCCCAUACUUGCUACUGUUACUUACUACAUACUAA
Messenger RNA from Trichophyton verrucosum HKI 0517, 339 nucleotides. RefSeq lists its product as uncharacterized. The record is from RefSeq and is a predicted model, not a curated record. Bases 1 to 339 code for a protein of 112 amino acids. Lineage: Eukaryota; Fungi; Ascomycota; Eurotiomycetes; Onygenales; Arthrodermataceae. The transcript has a single exon.